Molecule: messenger RNA, 555 nt
Organism: Ipomoea nil (Japanese morning glory)
Lineage: Eukaryota; Viridiplantae; Streptophyta; Magnoliopsida; Solanales; Convolvulaceae
Exons: 1
Coding region: 1-555 (184 amino acids)
Source: RefSeq, a predicted model, not a curated record
AUGGCUAAAGAAGCCAUGAAAACUCUCAUCGCUCUCGAACACCCUUUCCUCUACCUUCCAAACCCAAUCCCAUCCACUCAACGCAUCUCGCUCCUCUCUCACGAACCCUCGAGGAAUCCAAACUUCAACCGGAGGAGAGCACGGCGGCUGCAAGCGGAAGCUGCAAAGGGCUUCGGCGGGGGCCCAGCCAUGAAAAGCAAGCCGAAGGCCGACAGAGACGAGGAGGGGGAGGACGAGGACGAGAAAUUGCCGGAGGAUGUGUGGAACAGAAUCACGAGGAGGAUAUUGUUUUACGUGGGAGCUCCGAUGGCGACUGGUCUUGGGGCGGUGCAAAUCCUGGGCACGGUGAAGGAGCGAGGGAUCUGGGACGUGCCUAACUGGGUGCCGAUCUUGACGAUUUUCGUGUUUCUGAGUGCGUCGAGUCUUGGAGUUGUGUAUGGGGCUCUGUCGGCGAGCUGGGUUUCUGAGAGGGAGGGAUCUGCUCUUGGGUUUGAAGAAGCUCAGAGAAAUUGGGCUGAAAUGUGGAGAGAAGAAGAAGAUGAUCAAAACAAGUAA